Procambarus clarkii (red swamp crayfish) is the source of this 1308-nucleotide messenger RNA. Lineage: Eukaryota; Metazoa; Arthropoda; Malacostraca; Decapoda; Cambaridae. The record is from RefSeq and is a predicted model, not a curated record.
AUGUUUGCUCGAUUGCAAGAUGUUGUACGUGAAGACAAACCUCUCAGAGUAGCGCAAAUGUUUAGGCAAAAUAAUGACCCGACAAGAAAAGGCUUCCAGGGACGUGAGACUGGUACUCAGUCUACUGAGACUGAUACUCAGUCUACUGACACUGGUACUCAGUCUAUUGACACUGGUACGCAGUCUACUGAGACUGAUACUCAGUCUACUGAGACUGAUACUCAGUCUACUGACACUGGUACUCAGUCUACUGAGACUGGUACUCAGUCUACUGAGACUGGUACUCAGUCUACUGAGACUGGUACUCAGUCUACUGACACGGGUACUCAGUCUACUGACACUGGUACUCAGUCUACUGACACUGGUACUCAGUCUACUGACACGGGUACUCAGUCUACUGACACUGGUACUCAGUCUACUGACACUGGUACUCAGUCUACUGACACUGGUACUCAGUCUACUGACACUGGUACUCAGUCUACUGAGACUGGUACUCAGUCUACUGAGACUGGUACUCAGUCUACUGAGACUGGUACUCAGUCUACUGACACGGGUACUCAGUCUACUGACACUGGUACUCAGUCUACUGACACGGGUACUCAGUCUACUGACACGGGUACUCAGUCUACUGACACGGGUACUCAGUCUACUGAGACUGGUACUCAGUCUACUGAGACUGGUACUCAGUCUACUGACACGGGUACUCAGUCUACUGACACUGGUACUCAGUCUACUGACACUGGUACUCAGUCUACUGACACUGGUACUCAGUCUACUGAGACUGGUACAGAGUCUACUGAGACUGGUACUCAGUCUACUGACACUGGUACUCACUCUACUGACACUGGUACUCAGUCUACUGACACUGGUACUCAGUCUACUGAGACUGGUACAGAGUCUACUGAGACUGGUACUCAGUCUACUGACACUGGUACUCACUCUACUGACACUGGUACUCAGUCUACUGACACUGGUACUCAGUCUACUGAGACUGGUACAGAGUCUACUGAGACUGGUACUCAGUCUACUGACACUGGUACUCACUCUACUGACACUGGUACUCAGUCUACUGACACUGGUACUCAGUCUACUGAGACUGGUACAGAGUCUACUGAGACUGGUACUCAGUCUACUGACACUGCGAUGCGAGUGGUCCGGGCCACGGUAGUGUGUGUCGACGGCAGCGUCAGGAGUGUAGACUGUGACGUCACGACGGAGCUGAGUGGAUCUCACGCGGCCGACCAACAGCUCAGUACCAGUAGAGACACCAUCGUGUUCGGAAGUGGGACUCAUAGCUGCUCGUGCUGA